GGGCGGCGGGGUGCUGCCAGCCGGGCCAUGCCGUGUCGGGCGCCGCUCCCCUCCCUCCUCCUUCUCCUCCUCCUCGGCUCGGUCCGGGCCUCGGGCGCAGAAUCUUCUCCCCAUUUACCGGCACCAAAGGAUGUGAUGGUUUAUUCCUAUAACUUUCAUAGUUCACUGAGGUGGUCUCCUGUUAAAGUGGAUAGAGGCUUGGUGUUAUAUACAGUCCAUUUUAAAACAGGGGCCUUUAACCAGUGGGAUGAGAUGAACUGCACCCGUAUCACCCAGACUGAAUGCAGUUUCCCCAUGUCACUUAAGGAGCGGCGCUGGACUGUUGUUUUGCGUGUGAGGGCUGAGCUAGGGCAAGUGACUUCUGACUGGGUGGAAACAGAUCCGUUCGUGGCAGAGAGAAACACUACUAUAGGGCCCCCUAAAGUGAACAGCGUGAUUGAAAGCUCUGACUCACUUCUCAUUAGUGUCACACCACCUUUUGGAUCUGAAGCAGGUGACGUUCUUCAGUAUCAUGUGUCCUACUGGGAGAACGCAACAAGUACUACUAAAAAAGAGACAAAGACGAGCAAUACACUAUUCGAAAUCAGAAAUCUAAAGGAAUUGACACUUUAUUGUUUUAGAAUUCAAGUAGAAUUGAUGAUACAUUCAGAUCUCAAGUUACUUGGACUGCAAAGUGUCCCAGAGUGUUACAGAACUAAAAUCAGUGAGGCAACCAGAGCUGGAUAUAUUGUAGUAAUAUUUGUGUUUAUGUUACUUUUUGUAAAUCUGGUAACAGUUGGUUUGAUUCUUCUGUGGAGACACCACAAAACAAUUAAAUAUUGGUCUCAGCCACCUUUAGAAAUCCCAUCACACUUCGAAGAGUAUUUGAAGGACCCUAGCAUGCCGGUUUUAGAGGUGCUGGACAAUUGCGUCGAGGACGAUCCCUUAUCGUCAUCUGUGUUAUUUUGUGGGGAAGGAAGCCAAGCCUGUGGCAGCAGUUUGGAUGGUCAAGCUCACUCACACAGCAUCUCCAGCGAGAGUGAAGUAACUUAAGCGGCGCCCUAGUGCGAGUGCCUGUACCAAGUCUUUGCAGAGGCUGCCGCUCAGGAGCGGUGCUGUGUGGCUGCUGGCAGGACAGAUGACCAACUCUGGACAAAAUGCAGCCGCUGACAAAUCCUGAGCGAGACGUUGCUUCCCGAGAACAGCGUGGACCCCGAGCCUUUGUUUAAAUGGCUUCUGCCAAAGAGACUUAAAAGGUGGAACGUGAAAGGGAAAUGAACACUAAAUUGCCUAAAGAAAGACAGAUGGUUAUAUUAACAGCAUCGUAUUUCCCACCCCAAACUGAAAUAAAGCUUUGAGAAAUAAUGGCACUUUAUGGUAGGAUGUAGUACAACCUGGAAUUUUUCAUUGAGUGAAUAAUUGCACCAUGAAUUACUUUUAUAGUGGCUUUUGUUUUGUUGCCUUAUUUGUGUGUGUUAGCACUCAAUGUGUAUUAUAUCCACCCCAGUAUGCUUUUCUGAAUCAUUUUAAGUACAUGUGGUUUUGUGUGGCUUCUUCCCUCCAGAUAAAAAUGGCGGUCUAAAAAGAAAUUUUAUAGUACUUUACUCUCCUCACCAUGAACUUGUGCAAAGAACUGCUCCAAGAAAGGCCUCCUAAUAUCUGCCUCCUAACAAACACAUUCAUGAGAAGCAUUAAUCUUCUGCUCCUGCAGCAAGACAGUUGUUCUUCACAGCAAAACAAACUUUAAUUUUGCUCAGAAUUUGUAUAACAUGUAUCGGUGAUUAUGAGACACUAAAAUCUCUUGUUGACUAUCAAUCAGAUCAGUCCUGCAAAUGAAAAGUUGACUGAGGGUUGGGGUUUGAGUCACUUAAAGCAGAAGACUACAAGUUAAGCCUCACAUCACAGUCCUGUGGGGUCUGGAGGGUGUCUAAUAAAACACAAAGAACAAAUGAACCACUUCUGUACUAAAAAGGUUGUUUUUAUUUGACUUUUUUCCUGGGUUUGAUAGAAGUUGUUUAAAAAAAAAAGAAAGAAAUGUGCUUGUUUAUA
Gymnogyps californianus (California condor) is the source of this 2028-nucleotide messenger RNA. It is a transcript of the gene IFNGR2, whose product is annotated as interferon gamma receptor 2. The coding region runs from base 28 to 1032 and encodes 334 amino acids. The transcript has 7 exons. Gene Ontology annotation, molecular function: protein binding. The record is from RefSeq and is a predicted model, not a curated record. Lineage: Eukaryota; Metazoa; Chordata; Aves; Accipitriformes; Cathartidae.